Thyridium curvatum is the source of this 1386-nucleotide messenger RNA. RefSeq lists its product as uncharacterized. Gene Ontology annotation, molecular function: iron ion binding; heme binding; monooxygenase activity. The record is from RefSeq and is a predicted model, not a curated record. NCBI's taxonomy places the organism in Eukaryota, Fungi, Ascomycota, Sordariomycetes, Thyridiales, Thyridiaceae. Bases 1 to 1386 code for a protein of 461 amino acids. The transcript has 6 exons.
AUGUAUGCAUACGUCAUCGCUGUGGUCGUGAUUAUCACGAUCUUGGUGGCCAAGCAUCGAAACUUUGGCAGGCGGCCAAAGGACUACCCGCCAGGGCCACCUACGCUCCCCUUCUUUGGAAAUCUUUUCCAGAUGCCUACUCGGGAGAUACACAAAGGGCUUGCAAAGAUGUCCGCGCAGUAUGGCCCGAUCAUGAGCCUAAAGCUUGGUGCCAUGGAUGUCAUUGUGUUGAAUUCAUACACGACGGUCAAAGAUCUUUACGAUAAAAGGAGCAGCAUUUACUCAAAUCGUGUGGAUAAUUACCUACGCAACUUUGGAUAUAACCUAAUGAUAUCGACUCGAGACAACGACGAUGUUUGGCGCCGUCAGCGAAAAAUGUAUCAUACAGCUCUAACGAGUACUGCUGCUACUCGGUACUUGCCCUAUCAGAGAUUCGAGUCCAACCAGCUCCUCUGGGACUUGUUGAACAAGCCCAACAGCAGCUAUGAUGCUCUAAAGCGCUAUACGACCAGCACCGGGUCAACAAUCACUUACGGCUGGAGAGUGAACAGCUCGGAUAACCAUUACGUGUCUCGUCUUUUCGAAUGGAUCGAGUCAUACACAUUAGUCGGAAUCGCGACUCAGGUCACAGAAUUCUUCCCCUUCCUUCGACCAAUUAUAAGGCAUACCCCCAAGUCUUUGAACAAGCUGAAUAAAGAGCUUUCGAGGCUUGUUAUAAUGGAGAAGGACCUUUGGUUGGAGCUUCUUCAACAAGCUAGAUCGAAGGUUGACCAGGGAAGACUUAAUCCAUGUUUCGCUGGCGAUAUGCUCACUAAUCAGGACAAAGAUGGACUCAACGAGAUGGAGAUGGCAUAUAAUGCAGGCCAUGCUUGGGCUGGAGCUUCAGAUACGACAUUCAACACGCUGCUGGGAUUUGUGAAAGCAAUGAUCCUCUAUCCUGAAGUUCAGAAACGAGCCCGUCUGGAGUUGGACGAGGUGAUCGGUGCUGACAGACUUCCGGAAUGGCAAGACAGGGAUAACUUACCCUACGUCCGAGCCAUAGAGUCUGCGGCCCAAGCUGACCCGGCACUUCGUGACCAUUUCACCUUCGGAUCUGGUCGCAGGAUCUGUCCGGGAAUGCAGGUUGCGGACCGCAGUCUGUUUAUGGUCAUAUCUCGAAUGCUAUGGGCGUUUGACAUCCAGGGGCUAGAUAACGAGGUCAUCGACAACGAUGCAAUGACAUCCGGCCUUGUCGCAGGACCAAUACCUUACAAGUCGAAUUGCGUGCUUCGCGACGAGAAAAGGGGCCAAUUGAUUACGGAGACUUGGAAGGAAGCUGAAGGUUGGCUUGACGAGGAGCGAAAUUACACCCAGGCGUGGUACGAAGCGGAAUUCUGGAAGAAAUGA